ACUUUUCGUAAUCGGAAUGACAUUUUAAUUUUGUGUGGAAAAACGCAAGUGAAAUUCCGCAAAUAAAAACAGUGUCUGAAAAACUAAAAGAAACACCAUGGCUCCCGUCGAUCAGGAUGUAGAAAUGAAAAACGUUGAAAGUCCUGCAGCUGCUAGCGAUGUCGAAAUGACUGAAGUGAAAAAAGAUGCUGAUGUACUGAGCGUCCAGGAUUUAAGAGAGCAUGUUAGACAAAUCGAUAAAGCAGUAAGCUCAAAAGAACCAAGAUUCGCAAUGAGAGUUCUACGUUCCCUACCCAGCACAAGAAGAAAGCUAAAUGGCAACGUUUUACGAGCUAUUAUCAGUCAACUUUAUCCAUCAAGCGCUGACAAAGAGACUUUACUUGGAUUUGUCGAAGCGCCAUUGCCUAGUGCGGUAGACAUUGAAACACCGCGUUCAAGGAGUGCUCCUAAGACGCCAGCACCUGAAGUUGACGUGUAUAUUCAUCUUUUGGUAUUGCUCCGCUUAUUAGAUACAAACAAGCUAGAGGAAGCCACUGAAUGCUCUCAGCAGCUAAUGAACAAGGUAACUGCUCAAAAUCGUAGAACUCUAGAUCUUAUUGCUGCAAAAUGUUAUUUCUAUCAUUCAAGAGUCUUUGAAUUGACAAACAAGUUGGAUCUUAUAAGAGGCCUACUACAUGCUCGUCUUCGCACAUCCACACUUCGCAAUGAUUAUGAGGGCCAAGCAGUGCUUAUAAAUUGCCUUUUGAGAAACUAUUUACAUUAUUCAUUAUAUGAUCAAGCAGAUAAAUUAGUAAGUAAAUCAGUUUACCCUGAAAAUGCAAGUAAUAAUGAGUGGGCAAGAUUUCUUUAUUACUUGGGUAGAAUAAAAGCAGCUCGGCUUGAAUACAGCGAUGCUCAUAAGCAUUUAGUGCAAGCUUUGCGGAAAGCACCUCAGACUGCAGCUGUUGGAUUCCGUCAGACAGUGCAAAAGCUAGCCAUUGUAGUUGAACUACUAUUGGGAGAUAUACCAGAGCGUGCUAUUUUCAGACAAGCUCCGCUCAGAAAAGCUUUGGCGCCAUACUUUCAACUGACCCAAGCUGUGCGCUUAGGAAAUCUUCAAAGGUUUGGAGAAGUUUUAGAAAAUUAUGGACCACAGUUCCGCAGUGAUCAUACAUUCACUUUGAUCCUACGUUUGAGACAGAAUGUUAUUAAAACUGCUAUUCGUUCUAUUGGAUUGUCAUAUUCUCGUAUAUCACCGAAAGACAUUGCUAGAAAACUAGGCUUAGAUUCUGCUGAAGAUGCUGAAUUUAUUGUAGCUAAAGCUAUACGUGAUGGAGUUAUUGAGGCUACCCUUGAUCCUGAAAAGGGGUACAUGAGCAAUAAAGAAAGUUCUGAUAUUUAUUGCACAAGAGAACCACAAUUGGCUUUCCAUCAACGUAUAUCUUUCUGUUUGGAACUCCAUAACCAGAGUGUGAAGGCUAUGAGAUAUCCACCCAAGUCCUAUGGCAAGGAACUUGAAAGUGCUGAGGAGCGUCGUGAAAGAGAACAGCAAGAUUUGGAACUGGCUAAAGAAAUGGCUGAAGAAGAUGAUGAUGGAUUCCCUUAAAAAUAUAUUGUUCUUAUUAAUAUCCUCUGAAAUAUAAAUAACACUUUGUUAGAACUGCUACUUACUUAUCAAUUGAAUUAUAUUCCUUUCUGA
Molecule: messenger RNA, 1678 nt
Organism: Diatraea saccharalis (sugarcane borer)
Lineage: Eukaryota; Metazoa; Arthropoda; Insecta; Lepidoptera; Crambidae
Source: the annotation of a GenBank genome assembly